UGCUUAACUCAUACAAUCCAAGGAAGGAUGGGGGCAUCAAGCGGAUCCCCCUCUCUGAUUGAUGCUUAUUAGUCAUCCCUUUGGCUUAAUGAGACCCACUAAAAAAGGCACCGUGGAACACAUGCAUGAAUCAAAUAUUCCUGUGUCCAUUGAAUCUCUCCAGAAGAGUCUUACUUUUGCUUACACGGGGAAGGAAAGGGGGUCGUGGCUUAAAAUUAUAAGGGGGAUAUUACUAUAUGCUUCAUGGGUUUAUAUAGACUGAAUCUACGGUUUGACAGGCGGCUAUAAAGGAAAACAAUACAGAUAGAGAAACUCCGGAAGAUUUUGAAGAGAAUUCUGGACCUACGCAUGUGAUACGUAUCCAAUUGAUUUAUAUUCCUUGCACUUUUUAAAAGAUUGUAUCACAUCUUCAACUGAAAAUGAAACUUUUGACUUUUUCCUGGCUGCCUUGCCUGGUGAUACUCAUCGUAUGUUUUGGAUCAGAGUGCGGGACUGUCCGGAGAAAGGGGAGAUCCAAAAGGGACUUGGUGCGUAUCAGGGAGGCGCGAGCCACCUUCCCAGGGGCUUGUGCCACACGCCUGCCCCGGGGCAAACGCUCCUUGCCCGGCUUGGAACGACGGGUGCCUCGCCAGCGCCGGCGUUCCUCCCAGGCGGACCAGAGCUCUCCAGGUGGGGGGAAAGCUGUUUAUUUUACCGGCAGAGGCGACCAACUUCGGCUUAAGCCGGGUGUGGAAAUACCGAGAGGAAAUUUUACUCUGGAGAUGUGGAUCAAACCAGAGGGAGGUCAACGAUCGCCUACGGUGAUUGCAGGGCUGUACGAUAAAUGUUUCUACGCCUCCAGUGACCGGGGCUGGCUUCUGGGUAUCCGAGCAAUCAGCGAGCAGGGCAACCGUGACCCACGCUUCUUCUUCUCCCUUAAGACAGACCGUGCUCACAAGGUUACAUCUAUCCACUCCAAUGUCCGCUACCAGCCCAAUACUUGGGCCCACCUGGCAGUAACUUACAAUGGCCUCUAUAUGAAGCUCUAUGUCAACGGCGCCCAGGUGGGCGUCAGCCGGGAACAGUCGGGCAAUGUUUUCAGCCAUCUGACCAAGAAGUGCAAGGUGCUGAUGGUGGGUGGGAAUGCUCUGAACCAUAACUACCGGGGGGCAGUGGAACGGCUCAGUCUGUGGAAGGAGGCCCGAGGACAGAGGCAGAUAAUCCGUGACAUGCAGGGUCAAAAGGAUCCCCAAGAUAUGCCUCAGCUGGUGAUCCAGGAGUCCUUUGAGCAGCCCGGCCGCAAAUGGCUGACAGUGAAAGAUGGGAUCUUUCCUAAGCCAGAGGAGGGGAGCAGCAGCAGGGUGGUCCAGGAUGAAGGAGGCCUAGGAGGAAGUGGAGCAUCCUUGGACACCACCCUGGAACCUCCCCUCUGUGGUCAAACCAUCUGCGAUAAUGUGGACGUGGUGACCAACUACAAUCGCACCUGGACCUUCCGGAAGCCCAAGAUGGUGCGCUACCGUGUGGUCAACGUGUGGGAUGACUCUCGGCGCCGGCCCACUGUCACUCCUCGUCAGAUCCACCUGCAACACCAGCAUCUCAACAAGGCCUUUGCGGUCUACAACAUUACCUGGGAACUGAGCAUCCACAAUGUCACCAACUCCUCACUCCGCCACCGUCUGAUCCUUGCCAACUGCGACAUCAGCAAGGUGGGAGAUGAGGCAUGUGACCCAGAGUGCAACCACACUCUGACGGGCUUCGAUGCAGGCGACUGUAAGAGGCACCGCAGUCGUUGCCCUGAGUACAAGCAGGGUAACGGGGUGUGCGACCCAGAGUGUAACUGGGACAACUUUUUCUACGACAAUGGAGACUGCUGUAACCCCAAUGUGACGGAUGUAACCAAGACCUGCUUCAACCGGUCGUCUCCACAUAGAGCCUAUUUGGAUGUAAAGGAGCUGAAAGAAAUCCUGAAUCUGGACGGCUCCACUCACCUGAAUGUCUUUUUUGCCAACUCCUCUGAUGAAGAUCUGGCUGGUGUUGCCACUUGGCCUUGGGACAAAGAAGCCCUGACACAUAUGGGUGGAAUUGUUUUGAAUCCCUCUUUCUAUGGCACAUUUGGUCACACCCACACAAUGAUACAUGAAAUUGGCCACAGUCUUGGCCUGUACCAUGUGUUUCGAGGGAUCUCUGAGAUUGAGUCAUGUAACGAUGCAUGUCUGGAGACUGAGCCCUCUUUGGAGACAGGAGAUCUGUGUGAAGACACUAACCCCACGCCCAAGUACAAACACUGCAGAGACCCUGAGCCUGGCAACGACACCUGUGGACGUCGCCACUUCACACACACACCGUUCAACAAUUACAUGAGCUAUGCUGAUGACGACUGCACAGACUCUUUCACCCCCAACCAAGUGGCCAGGAUGCACUGCUACCUGGACCUGAUCUACCAGACGUGGCAGCCUGAGUCCAAACCACCUCCCGUCCCCUUGGCACCACAAGUGGUGGAGCAGGAACCUGACGCCAUUACCCUGGAGUGGUACCCGCCCAUCUCCAGCCACUUCUAUGACAGAGAAUUGGGAUCAGUGUGUGAUAAAUGCACAGAGGGCAGGGUGCUGCUGCAGUACGCUUCUAACUCCUCAUCUCCCAGACCAUGCGCCCCCUCAGGACACUGGAGCCCCCGCGAGGCUGAAGGACCUCCAGACGUGGAGCAGGCCUGUGAGCCCAGCGUGCGCACCUGGAGCCCCAACGCCGGCAUUGAGCAGGGGGCCGUGGGACUUUCCGAAUGCCCCUUGCAGGGUUGUAUGCUCCAGCUGGAGUUCCCCCACCCACUUGUGCCUGACUCCCUCACUGUGUGGGUCACUUUCUUCAGCCCUGAGGAGACAGCCCUUCCCGUGAUCCACAACAUCCUGCUCUUGACCGUCAGCGGAAACAACGUUUCUUUAGGGCCUAGUAACGUUUUCUGUGAUACACCGUUGACACUGAAGCUGGAUGUGGAGGAUGAGGUGUACGGCGUGCAGUUCUUCACCAUGGAGCAGCACCUGGAGAUUGAUGCCACCCUGCUGGCAUCUAAGCCUGACUGCCCGCUGUGUCGCCACUGUCAGCCACUCCUCCACCGAUUGCUGCGCCGGCCACCUUUCUCCCAAGCCCCCCGCGGAGUGCUGUUGAAUGACCCUAUCAGGCGUUACACCGACAGGGACGUGUUACCUGGUGGUUUGUACACUUACCAGGUCCAAACCAUCUCAUCCCGCAGUGAAAGUGAACCCUCCCCACCCCUUACCCACCAGCUUGGAAUGCCAUACUGUGGAGACGGACGCAUCCAGAGGUCCCACGCGGAGGAAUGUGAUGAUAUGAAUUCUAUGAAUGGAGACGGUUGUUCCAACCAGUGUAAGAAGGAGCCCUUCUUCAACUGUGUCGAGGAGCCCAGCAUGUGUUAUUUCUACGAUGGUGACGGAGUGUGUGAAGACUUUGAGCGCGAGACCAGUGUGAGGGACUGUGGACUUUAUACCCCGAGUGGUUUCCUAGACCAGUGGGCUACAGCCGUGGAGGUGUCCCACCAUGAGAGCCUCUAUUGCCCUGCUGAGGUGGCCGCCGGUUACCCUGCAGUCACAAAGACGUGCCAGUCCAAGGUUUUCGACUUGUCUGAUGGGGUGUCCCAGUAUGCCUGGUUCCCCUGUAGAGAGGCCCUGCAGUCCUACUGGUACCCCAAGUACUGGCUUAGGGCCAAUUUCUCACACCCCAUGGUGGCUGCAGCUGUAAUCAUCCACCUAGCUGCAGAUGGUACAGGCUACAUCGACCAGACCCAGUGCAACAUAACCGUUCAACUGGUGGACACUAAGGAUAUCUUUCACAGCUUAGGCGAUUGGCGUCUGAGCUGCAGAAACAACCCCUUGGUGAUCCCAGUGAGCCAUGACCUGAGCAUGGCUUUCUACCACACCAAAACCAUCCUGGUCGAGUUCCGCUCCCACCUGGUGGCCAUUUCUGGUGUGGGUCUGCGCUCCUUCCAGUUUUUUGACCCCAUCACCAUCAGUGGGUGCCAGAGUAAUGAGAUCUACAACCCCAUGGGUCAGAGUUGUGUCCAUUACUCAUGUGAGGCCAUCGAUUGCCAGGAGCCGCUAAUCCGCAAUGCAGAGCUCAAGUGCAGCAGUCAGGGCUUCUACAACGGAGCUCGCUGUACCAUCACCUGCAACUCUGGCUAUGUCCUGCAGAUCCACAGAGACGAUGACAUCAUCAAGACUCAGUCUGACUCAACAGUGACCAUCACCUGUGCAAAUGGAAAGUGGAAUAAGCAGGUGUCAUGUGAGCCAGUAGACUGUGGCCGUCCUGACAAGUACCAUGUUCACCCAGCCCACUUCAACUUUCCGGAGGGGACUACAUAUGGCAAGAGGAGCACCUUUCAAUGCAAAGAACCUGCCCAGCUAGUAGGUUCUAACAACACUCUGACGUGUUUGGAGGAUGGUUUGUGGUCGUUCCCAGAGGCGCUGUGCGAGUUGCGUUGUCCAGCCCCACCACACGUGCCCAACGCUGUUCUGCAGACCAAGCGGUGUAAUGACACAGGCCUCAAAGUGGGCUCCCUCUGCAAGUACAAGUGCAAGCCAGGCUACCAUGUCACCAAUAAGCCCAAAAGGCGAGCCUUUAAGCGUCAGUGCACGGAGGACGGAAGCUGGCUAGAAGGGUCGUGCGAGCCUGUGACCUGUGACCCUCCACCUGCCAUCUUCCAUGGCAUGUACCAAUGUACGGACGGCUUCCGCUUCGACAGCACAUGUUGGAUCAACUGCCCCGGUGCCAACCACACGGUGAGGCCGCUCCACAUCGCUCCAUGCAAGCAGCAUGGAACCAGCAGCAAUGUGAUUCGCUGUAGAAAGGACGGCAACUGGACUGGCAGCUUCAAGCUCUGCCCUCAAAGCAAAGGACAAUGCUCUCUACCACAAAACCUACUUCCCAGCAUACGAGCCAGCUGCUCGAAGGGAUAUGGAAUUGGUGAUGAGUGUGAUCUGACAUGCAGGGACAGUAACAACGAUGUUGUAAUCCUACCUAACAACAUGACCAUAGACAGCGUACUCAAAGAGCACUGGAGAAAUCCACCCAAAGUCAAGAAUAUAGUUUGUACAAUGGGACUAAAGUGGUUUCCACAUCCAGAGGUUCUCCACUGCAUCAAAGGGUGUGAGCCGUUCAUGGGAGACAAUUACUGUGACUCAGUUAACAACAGAGCCUUCUGUAACUAUGACGGAGGGGACUGCUGCCACUCCACCGUCAAGACCAAGAAGGUUAUCCCAUUCCCCAUGUCGUGUGACAUACGGGAAGACUGUGCCUGCAGAGACCCCAAUGCUCCAGAGAACAGGAAAGAUGAACACGUCCAUUCCUUGGGGUGACAUUCCUUCCUUGCCACCUUGGACCCACAGACUCAUGCCCCAAAACCCACCCAGAACCGGACUGGGACCAGGGAGACCACUCCUCCUUCUCCUACUCCAACCUCCUCCACAUGCUGCUUUACAGAAGUACCUCUCCACCUAUACUGCACCCCUAACAGAUGCCUGCCUCCUACACAUUGGGAAAGACCUAAAUGAAACAAACCAGACUAGAGAGGCCAUAAUGGAAAAAACAUUUCUUGAAGAAUGGAAAGAAUCUGGAAAAUCACCCAACACCAAACUCUACAGCAAGAGAAAAUGAAUUGAAAAAUAAUAUGAAAAAAAUAUAUAAAAAUCUAAAAAUUAACAAAAAACUUAAACAAAACAAGUCGGCAUAGCAUAGGUUUUGUUGAGUUUUGUUCAAGCUUCCAUGUUUUUCAUUGGCAGUUCUGUGCACUAUCUUGAUUUUCUUUCUAAACCACCCCAAAACAUUUAGGAAUCUGUUUUUGCGUUACGGUCAAGUCAUCAAUGAUUGCAUUCAAUGACAGGACUAUUGCCAACAUAACAGACAGUAUGAACGCACUUGACAUGCCCUAUUGCUGUAUCCAGGGCUGGUGAGUUCCUUUCCUGGAUUCAACAUAGCACAGGGAUCAGGCUGACAGUUUGUGCCCUCUGCCUUCUGUUCGCGGAAAUGCUUUUCCUUCAUCUUCAGAAACAGUAGGCUUAGAUGUUCUUAAGAUACACACUUGUGAAACAGAAAAGGAGUUGAUGGGAAUACAGGCAACCAUAUUGGUCAGAGAUUCAGUUAAGAAAGAUAUAGCAAGAGAGGUAACGGCAGGGCAAACCGAUUUACAGCCUUUUUGUAUGGAGAUCUACAAGAUUGUGUUGAAUUAUGGAAGGCUAAUUUGAUUUCGUAAUGUUUAGAUUUAAAGAAAUUUACUGAUAUAAGUGGACACUCAUAGGAUUCUGGCAACUUUGAGAAAAAAAACAACCUCUUUGUGCCUGUUCAUAGUAGUAUCUUCCCUCUAAUUGCCUAGAAUACUCCCAUCUUCUAUCUUCGAGGACAUUUCUGUUGUUCUAUUGUCAUUUAGUAGAUACUCUUUGUUGUAGCUCAGUAGGCCUAACAUUUAAAAUCACAUGAAAUUUUAAGAUUUCAAUGCUACAUCAACAGGUGAAUCUGGGAAAAAUUGUAGUUACUAAGCUUACGAAGUGAGCACGGCCCCCAUAUUUGGUGUUCAGAAGGGACAAAAGCUAGGUUGAAUAUACUGUACCCUUGAUGACCGGAUGUUUACGGUUUUCAUCGACCCCGUUGUGGGUGAGCACUUAUAUUGGAAUGCAAAAAACAAAACCAGUUAUAUUACAAUGGCUGCUGCUGCUACUUUUGCUGCUACUUUGCUAUAUGACCGACUCUGCAGACUAUUCUUGCCCUGUGAGGUUGGAUGGAGCCAGCCCCAUCUGCCUUAACGCUUACCUCUUAUCACCAUGUGUUAGUGGACACUUGCUUCUGCAUGUUAAGUACACUCUACUCAAAUCUAGAAUAAAAAUUCCCUUAAAAUUGCAAAAACAAACACCCUUACAAAAAGAGUGCAGUACUUCUGCUGUUACUGCUAUUACUGGAUUUUACUGCAGAUUCAACAGUACUGUUGCAAAAAAAAACAUUCCUUCAUCAUAACAUAAACCUAAGAUUUAUAUUUCUCUCUUUCUAAUAUCUGCAGACUAAUACCUCAGAUACUAAUCAGAUCAUAUACCAGAACUAUCUCAAAUUUUACACCAAAAGCAAUGUUGGCUUAUUACAAAAUUCAGUACAUAUUACUGACUUUAAAAUGAGUUCAGGAAUGUCAUUGAUUGUUUAUAACAUCUUGAUUGUAGUCGAUGUUCAUUCACGACUACAUCCUCAAACUGUAGUUAAAAGCAUAACUCUGACUUCAGCAGGCCUCAUUGAAUAGUACGUACAUACACAGACAAAAGAAAAACAGGUUUUCCUUAUUUUAUUAUAGAUGGCAUCUGAAUGUAUUUAUUGUCAAGAUGAAGCGUUUAAAUGCAGCCUUACUACAAUAUAAAAUGCCCAAGACACUGGCCGUGUCUAAAUACCCAUAUUUGCCUUCUAAAAACCAGGCUUUUGGGGUUAAUAAUUUUAAAUUGUAUAGUGCGUGUAAAAAUAAUUGUAGUAAGUUUUAAAUUCCAGGAGCUCAUACCAAUUUCUGCAUUUUGGAAUUGAAAUCGUGAACAUUGGUGAAAUCGUGCAUUAGACAUACACUCUGAGUAUUGAUGAUAUGUAUUGAUUACUACAUUCAAACCAAACAUGCAGUAUGCAGUAAAAAUGAGCAGACAAGACAUAUUUUGGACACGGCCAUUGUUAUCUUCUAUUGGCUUGAUAUACUGCAUAUUUCCAGUUUCCCAGCUUGGCCUUUUCUUACCUCAGCAGUAAUAUGUUCAGAAUAUACAAUUCCUGGCACUUUGUCAGUAUUGUAACUUUUUUGUCCCUCACCUCAUGAACCACACAUCAAUAGAGCUAUAACUGCUCUUUUGUGCUCUGAAAUUAGGCUACUAAUCUCAUUCUUCAUAGCCUUUUUCCUUCCAUAGCUAUCAAACAAUUAGUUGUUGGCUACUUGGCAUAGGGUCCACAGGUUGCUGCUCCAUUCUUCACCCCUUUGAAACUCUCAUUUGGUAUGGGCAAAUAGGAUACUCCCUUUGACUUAUCACCAUAGGCUGCUAAAGUAUGAGGGAUUCUAGAAUUUUCCCAUACUUAGUUGGUCAUCAUAGAUACAGACUGAGUAGAUAGAGAAUUCCACAAAAUCCACGUCACACAAAAAAUGAUGGGGACAUUUUUCAAAUGCAUAAUGUAUAUACAAAAUGUUCAGUGUAAUACUGCUUUUUAAGCUGGAGAGGUUAGAAGCAAAAGAAAACGUAAGAAUGGUUCUCCUGUUUGAUCAUUCUUCUUUAAUUUUUAGUUUUUACAAAAUGUCAUCAGAUAUAAUCAGUAUUUGUAUUAUUGACCUCAGUUACUGCACUUUUUAGUUGCCUUUUAAGAAGAAAAAUAAGUCAAAACUUUUAGAAGCUGCUAUUGUCAGAAAGGUGAUUUAAAAAAAAAGUGUAUGAUGUUUUUGUCUGUUAACUUUCCUAUGGUAUUGCUAUUAGCUUUUCUGUGAUUAGCAUUGUUGUAUUCCCCCUAGCUUUGCACCUAAUAACCCAGUAGGAAGCCCGUGUGAAAUGAUUAAUACACUAAUUGUAGACUUACUCAGAAUUCAUUAACAUUAUCAUAUGAUGACGAUAUUAUUGUAUCAAGGCUAUUUAACCUGGGAGUCAGAUGUAAAUGAAAUAUUAUUGAAAUAUUAUAGAUGAUGAUAUUUUGUGUUCCUUCUGGUUAGGAAACAAAACAUGUUAUUUGUCCUCCGUGGUUUAAUCCACCAUCUCAUCUAUUUGGUGCAAGUGAAGUGGAACUAUGGAAUGUCAAGAAGGAUUGAUAAUGAAAUGAAGAAACUAGCAAAAAAAGGACUGUCAAACAUUGCUGAUCUUUCAGACUUAAAAAAACUUGAGAGGCUGAACUGUCUGGAGACUACAUCAUUUUAAAGCUUACAUCAGCUUUGGCAGUUGUGCAUUUAAAACUUUAUACACUAUAUAGCCCUGGUAAAAUGAAUUAUAUAUUGUUAUCAGAUGUCAUGUAAUAAUACUCAAAUUAUGCUGCUUUCAUUAGAGAUUAUCACUACACAAAGCCAACGCAAGUACUGUGGAUCACCAUCAUUAUAACCAACAUGCACGCGCGCGUGCGCACACAUCUAGGAGUUAUCUUGCCAAUGGACCCUACCCUCAUCCCCAAACUGGACAAACAUUACAUGCUGAUGACCAGUCAUCCCUUUCACCAACUCGUCUUUGUCUAAAGCUCCUCUCUUCGACACAGUCCUGUGUCAUCCUCAUUAGUUUCAUUAAAAAGUCAGGGGACCAGAAACAGUGACUCUCAGAGAGAGGGAAUUACAAUCUUUACAGAAUGUGACUGCUUGUGUGUCAACCUGAACACAACACGGACACUUUAGGUUUCUGAUGUGUUAUCUGUAUUGGACAAGGUGCUCUUUGUUCCAAAGCCAUAAAUCCAGGAUGUUAUGAAAUGAAGAAUCAAAUGCGAUGUUAUAGUAACUUAAACAUCACCUCUCUACUGUAAGCCACAACAGAAUCCCUUUGCUGUACCUCAUGCCUGUAAUGUUUGCUGCUUCUAUAUUUUGGUGCAUUAGUCAUUUUUGCGUCUCUUAUCAAUGGUGUAAAUAGUAGAACUAUUUAUUAAGAGUGUUAUACUUUUUUAAGUUAUA
Molecule: messenger RNA, 9619 nt
Organism: Esox lucius (northern pike)
Lineage: Eukaryota; Metazoa; Chordata; Actinopteri; Esociformes; Esocidae
Gene: pappaa
Product: pregnancy-associated plasma protein A, pappalysin 1a
Exons: 22
Coding region: 420-5342 (1640 amino acids)
Molecular function (GO): metallopeptidase activity; protein binding
Source: RefSeq, a predicted model, not a curated record